CGCUAUUGUGCGGCUACGCCUCGAGGCAAAAUUAUCCAAGAUGAACCCAGAAGUAGAAGAGGAUUGUGAGGAUGAUUACCAAUCUAAAGAGACUUCCAGCCCCACUGCAUGGAGCUCAUCCGUGGUUAUUAGACGUGCUCAUUCUUUGGUGCCUUUCUCCAAACUGAGACCUAAUGCUGAUCUUAACUGCCCACCUUCCAACUGGCUGAGAUCUGAUAACCUGGCCACCUUCUCCCACCAAACAGCAAGUACUAAUGUUAACUCUGAAGAAAACUGGACAACAGGAGAUGGAACAGAGACUGGCCAUAUUGAGCCAUCGAGUGUUGUGCUGGCCUCUCAUCACCCCAAGGCUGUUGGACACGUGGAUGUGGUAGCUGAUUCUAAGAAUAUCAAGAAACUGCUAAAGCUUCCUUACAGCAACUCGGCGGUAAGUCUGGCUGUUCAUCGAGUUGGCAACAGAACUCUGCUUAUUGAUGACUUCAACGCUCCACUUUUGUUAAACAGAGGCGAAAGUGCUAACUUGGAGAAGGUGCUUCAGGACAGCCCAGCUCCUUUCUCUGUGCAACACUUGCUACCACGCAAGAAGGACCCUGAAAACACUCACCACAGAAACAUGAUGUCCAAGUUCCUUUAUCACAGUUCACAAAAAGAUUCUGGCAAAGCAUUAGUUGAAGUUCAAAAUCGUGUUACUGCUGCAUCAGUUGAUUCAAAAUCAGAUCCCAAUACUGGUCCUACUAAAACAAGUAGGCCUGACGGUGAAACUUCUAAUGCUAAAAAUAAUGCUACAGAUACUUUGGCUGUCAAUGAAACUGAAUGGCUUGGCAGUGGUAAUCCUGAGGAAGAUCUUGUUAGUGUUAAGACUGGAAAACAGGAUAGCAGAAACCAGAGUAUGACGGGUUGUGCAAGUAUUUGUAGUUCUGGUGUUUUAACUUUACCCGAUAAUCAAUCUACCAAUAACUUCCAAGUAAGAAUUAGCAAUUCAGAAAUUUCCCAAACUCUCAUCGAACCAAAUACUCAAGACGACACAAAAAAAAUUGGGUCGGACAUACAUGCACAUCUUUUAUCCGAUAAAGCUUCCAAAGAUUUGCAGCUUAUGUCAGCAGACCCCUCUACCACAGUACCGAUGGUCAAUGCUCCUAUCACUCUGCCCACAAUGAUGCAAGCCUCAACCAUAUCCCCCCGCCAUCAGGACCAACCUGUACCUCACAGCUCAAUGAGAGAAGACAAUGAAUCAAGGUUACCUUGUGACAGGACAGAUUCAACUGAAGUAUCAGGAAGACGAAUUAAAAACACCUUCCCAAACCAACCUUCUCAUCUGUCCCCCCAGCCCUUUCACCUCAACGUGCAAUGGACUGUGAGUGACAUUCGCAUGCUUCUGGGAAGUGAUUUGCCCAUCUUUGGUGUGGAUGGUCAUCCUGCCAUUAGCUUGAAACUCAGGGACAUGCAGAAACCUAUUACAGUACUGACUGGUAUGGACUACUGGCUGGACAACCUCAUGUGCAAUGUACCUGAGCUAGCCAUGUGCUUCCAUGUGGAUGGAAUCGUACAGGAUUAUCACGUUAUCAAAACUGAAGACAUUCCAAGACUGGAUGAGAGUUGUCAGUUCUCACCCGACGAGGUCUUAGAUGUGGUUCGAAACAUACUUGGGUUUCUGAAAGCCAACUGCACUCGUGAGGGCCACACCUACUGGCUAUUCAGGCAAAAAGGAGAGGACGUGGUCAAGCUGUACGACCUCACAUCACUUUAUACAUUUCAGGGAGAUUUGCAAGAGAGCCAUAAUCCAUUUGCCAAGUCUGUGGCUGUACUUUUUUACCGUGUGGCACAUAACAUGCUGAAUGGUGGGGAGGAGCUGACCAGUGAAGACUUGGCAGUGACCAAACUUCUACUUGAGAACUGUAUCAAGCUAAUGGGACGCAAGAACAAAGAGAUAACUCUCUCCGCCUAUUACCUGCUUGCUGACCUGUUUCUGAACAAAGUGUACCUGAGCCCUACCCCCUCUGACAAUGGUCAUCCAACAUCAAGUGAUAAUAAUCCUCUCAGGCAGCAAACAGAACAUAGCAACAACAGCACAAUACUGCCAACAGGGACCACUUUAAAGUCUGUGUCAGUGUCCCUGUUGUGUGAGGGUGGUUUUGGCUUCCCAGUGGAUCAAGAACAUCCUCUGCCCUCACUUGUAGUGGGGAGUUCUCUCGACAGAGCUAGGCUAGCUCUGGAACAAGUUUCUGAGGCUCUAUUGGCUGUGGAUAUUCCCUCGCUUGUGACUGCAGGUGGUACUCCUCCUCCUUGGAAGAUACAGGGCGCAUGCAAACUGUUGUACCAGGCUGGCUCUGCCUAUCUCCUGCUAGCUGAUGUGUCCCUGGGUCAGAAUAAACUAGGACGAGCUCUUAGAUACGGGAAAUACUCUGUCCUCUGCUCUAGUUCAGGCACUAAGCUCUUGUGUAGAGCUGAAACUUUAUCGAUUGGUGAAUCUGUCCUGUGUAACGCCUGGCAAGUGUGUGGGGACAUCCAUUGUCUCAGCACUAAGCUCUCAGAUUCAUUCUUGGCCAACCUGGAGGACUUCCAGUUGGAGAAUCCUGAGGACACUAGUCUCAUUAAUGUGGCUCAGUGUGUGCACAAAUAUUGUGGAGGUAUGGAUGAAAAGGAAAUGGCUUGUCUUUCACUUCACACUGAGUUAGAAACAAGUUUACUCAAAAGCAUAGAUUGCUACCAGUUAGCCCAUUCCAAUGCUCACACCAACGUUCCCCACAUUUUGGAGGAGCGGUUAGGCAAUGCAUGGAACGAAUUAGGAGUCUACUAUCUACAACUGGCAUCCAAUCUUGACUUCAACAAAGACCCUAAAAAUGUUGAAAAGCUUUGGAAGUCAAGCUACUCUUGUAUCAGUGAUGGCUUGGCUCAGUUUAAAAUGACAUCAAAUGUUGUGAACCAGGCUCUACUUUCAGCCAAUCUGGGUAGACUAAUGCGUAGCUGUGCUCAUGCUUAUGGUCUACAGCGUCCAAAAGAGAUAGAGGUCUGUGCCAAACAGGAGAAAAUGUGGGAGUACAGUCAGCAGGAGAAACUCUACUACUCAAAAUCUGUCGAGUAUUACCUUGACGCAAAACUGGUAUUGCGACGUCAGUCUGCUCAUCCUGGUAUAUGGACCAAUGUUGUGCUUGAUCUGAGCAGAGUGUACCUCACCAUAGGAACAAUAAUGCUGAGACAUUCUCCACUCUCCUAUCUCACCCAGCAAGAGAUUUCACAGGAAGUUAGUGAUGUGCUUAACAAAGCACUUUGUAAUGUCGAGCCUGCACUGACCAACAUGGACUCUACACACCCAAGUUACACUGAGUUUUGCAAAGUGGCUGGUGACUGUCAUGCUCGUCUUGGUGAGUUACACCAUCAAAGCUCAUUGUCUUCUUCGUUGAACUCACAGAAGCUGAAGCAGUUAAAAACACUAACUGAGAAACAGUAUGCGAAGGCAUUGAUCAUUUACAAGGUUGAGUGUCACUACUGUGAAGUGUUGGAGUUAUUAUUGGACAAAUCAUAUUAUUUUGAGAAACAUGCACAAGGUAAGACCAGACUGAAGGGUAUCCAAUCAGCGCUGUCCAGUCUCUUACAAGCUGUCGGCCCCCUAAAGAUCAUAAGUAAACAGUCUCUUCAGACCUCACCACUUGUCCACUCACUGUUCAAGCGGCUGGUUGAAGUUGUGAAACAGUUGCUGAUUGCAGCAAAGAAAAGUUGCAGUGAGAACGCUGCUCUGGUUCAAGUCUACAAGCGGAUGUAUGGUGAAAUGUUACAGAGAUCAAAACAAGUUGAAUCUGGUACACAUACUACUACUCAUUUGAUGGAAUUACUGUCAAGGAUGAUCGAAUUCAACACAGAUCUUCAAACUUGAUAUAAUUAUGUUUGUGAAAUCAGAACAAUCACUAAAUGCAGUGGAAUUGUUAAUUUGUCGUG
Messenger RNA from Halichondria panicea, 3933 nucleotides. Its product is annotated as erythroid differentiation-related factor 1-like. The coding region runs from base 41 to 3871 and encodes 1276 amino acids. The transcript is spliced from 27 exons. The record is from RefSeq and is a predicted model, not a curated record. Gene Ontology annotation, biological process: positive regulation of DNA-templated transcription. NCBI's taxonomy places the organism in Eukaryota, Metazoa, Porifera, Demospongiae, Suberitida, Halichondriidae.